UCCCUGGCACACGUGUCCAGCGCAGGUUGUUUGCAAAGGUUGGCCCCGCGCGGUGCCGGGCUCGGCUGCGCUCCGCUCAGUGCUUCAGCACCACACUCCGGGAGCAGGGACAGGAGAUCCACGCUGCAAUGCCGCUGCUGCACUUGCACCUCUGCUUCACCAGCGUGCUGUGCUGGCUGGCCCACGAGUCCAGCUCCUUGGUGCUGCCCAACGCCACCGAGCUCCUGUCCCCUCCUAGCAGCACAAGGACGGGUCCAGCCCCAGGUGCAGGGAUGCCCCGGAGCCGCCGCCGCCGGUACCUGUCCCCCCGUGACAUGAAUGCCAUCCUGGACUACCACAACCAGGUGCGGGCGCAGGUGUCCCCCCCCGCUGCCAACAUGGAGUACAUGGUGUGGGACGAGCGGCUGGCCAGGGUGGCGGAGGCGUGGGCUGCACGGUGCGUGUGGGAGCACGGCCCCCCCCAGCUGAUGAAGUAUGUGGGGCAGAACCUCUCCAUCCACUCGGGCAGGUACCGCUCCGUGGUGGACAUGGUGAGGUCGUGGCACCACGAGCAGCAGCACUAUUCCUUCCCACAUCCCCGCGAGUGCAACCCCCGCUGUCCCUCCAAGUGCAGCGGCUCUGUCUGCAGCCACUACACUCAGAUGGUGUGGGCCUCCUCCAACAGGCUGGGCUGUGCCCUGCAGGCCUGCAGCAACGUGCAUGUUUGGGGCAGCACGUGGCGCCGCGCCGUCCUGCUCGUCUGCAACUACGCCAUCAAGGGUAACUGGAUCGGGGAAGCACCGUACAAGAUGGGGAGGCCAUGCUCAGCCUGCCCGCCCGCCUACGGAGGGGUCUGCUCCAACAACAUGUGCUUCACAGGACUCAAAUCCAACCAAGUGAGCUGGUUUUAGGACGGCGGCAGCGCUCCACGUCCCCCCGCUGCACCCCAUGGGGAUGGGGGCAGCAGGACUAUUUAUGGCACCACGAUGCUUUUGUCCCCCCCAGCCCAGCCCUCCCUGUGCUGCUUUAGGCUUUAGGCAGGACACAGAGCCUGCUUUGGCCCCACUGCUGCCAUUCUGGGGGCUCUUUUUGGACACCCCCUGGGACCGCUGCUGUCUCCAGCUGCUUCACACCUGCGGGGCACUGGGGGUGCUGGGGGUACACGGGACUGGCGAGGCCCUGCUGCGCAGGGCUGGGUGGGAGCCAUGCAGUGACCAAACUGUCCCUUUGGGACAAGCGACUGGAACCCAGUGUGCCACCUCUGCACGUGCCCCCCCACCCAAUAAAGCAGUCUGGAGACCCAAGUGCUCAUGUCUG
Messenger RNA from Gallus gallus (chicken), 1296 nucleotides. RefSeq names its product R3H domain containing like (gene R3HDML). The transcript has 6 exons. The coding region runs from base 129 to 890 and encodes 253 amino acids. Lineage: Eukaryota; Metazoa; Chordata; Aves; Galliformes; Phasianidae. The record is from RefSeq and is a predicted model, not a curated record.